CAGCGGGGGAGGACGGGAAAGCCGAGCAGCCACCCACUACAUCAGCAACAGCAGCACUCGCCGCCUGGGUGAUCGGGACCAACAUGGUGGCUGCUCACACUUCCCAUUCUGCCUCCUCCAGCGAGUGGAUCGCUUGCCUGGAUAAAAGGCCCUUGGAGCGUUCCAGUGAAGAUGUUGAUAUUAUAUUCACCCGGCUGAAAGAAGUGAAAGCUUUUGAGAAAUUUCAUCCAAACCUUCUACAGCAAAUCUGUCUCUGCGGCUAUUACGAAAACUUGGAAAAGGGAAUUACAUUAUUUCGUCAAGGUGAUAUUGGAACAAAUUGGUAUGCAGUUCUGACAGGAUCUCUGGAUGUUAAAGUUUCUGAUACAAGCAACCACCAGGACGCGGUGACCAUCUGCACCUUGGGAAUAGGAACAGCUUUUGGAGAGUCGAUUUUGGACAACACCCCUCGCCAUGCCACUAUUGUUACAAGGGAAAACAGUGAGCUGCUGCGAAUCGAGCAGAAGGACUUCAAAGCACUUUGGGAGAAAUAUCGACAGUAUAUGUCAGGACUUCUUGCUCCUCCUUAUGGUGUUAUGGAAACUGGAUCCAACAAUGACAGGAUGCCUGACAAGGAGAAUAUGUCUAGCAGUAGUCUCUGCUCAAUCUCCAAAAAUAGCAACAAGGCUCUUUUCAUUGAUCAUCAUAUCCCACUUCAUCCAGCUAAAACCAUUUCAGAGGUUCCAUCAGAAAAAAUCCUCCGUGCUGGAAAGGUAUUACGGAAUGCAAUCCUCUCCCGAGCGCCUCACAUGAUAAGAGACCGCAAAUAUCAUCUGAAGACAUACAGACAAUGCUGCGUCGGAACAGAACUAGUGGACUGGAUAAUGCAGCAGAGUUCAUGCGUUCAUUUACGGACGCAGGCGGUGGGCAUGUGGCAAGUGUUGCUGGAGGAAGGUGUUCUCAAUCAUGUGGAUCAAGAGCAACAUUUCCAGGACAAAUACUUGUUUUAUCGAUUUUUGGAUGACGAGCAUGAAGAUGCUCCAAUGCUGACUGAGGAAGAGAAGAAAGAAUGCGAUGAAGAGCUGCAGGACACCAUGCUUCUACUCUCCCAGAUUGGACCAGAUGCCCACAUGAGGAUGAUUCUUAGAAAGCCGCCCGGCCAGAGAACUGUUGACGACCUAGAAAUUAUAUAUGAAGAACUUCUGCACAUUAAAGCUUUAUCUCAUCUUUCGACAACAGUAAAGCGGGAGCUAGCAGGUGUUCUAGUGUUUGAAUCACACCCCAAGGCAGGAACUGUCUUAUUUAACCAGGGGGAAGAAGGAACUUCGUGGUAUAUUAUUCUCAAGGGAUCAGUAAAUGUAGUCAUCUAUGGAAAGGGUGUGGUAUGUACCCUACAUGAAGGCGACGAUUUUGGCAAACUAGCAUUAGUGAAUGACGCACCCAGAGCAGCAUCCAUCGUCCUACGAGAAGACAACUGCCACUUCUUGAGAGUAGACAAGGAAGACUUUAACCGGAUACUUCGGGAUGUUGAAGCAAACACAGUAAGACUUAAGGAACAUGACCAAGAUGUUUUGGUACUAGAGAAGAUCCCAGCAGGAAACAGGACUUCUAAUCAAGGAAACUCACAACCUCCUCAGCACAAGUAUAUUGUGAUGUCAGGAACUCCAGAGAAAAUUUUAGAGCACUUCCUAGAAACGCUGCGUCUUGAAUCACCACUAAGCGAAGGAUCAGAUGCUGGUGUACAUGAUUUUGUGAUGAUGCAUUGUGUGUUCAUGGCAAAUAAUCAACUCUGCCCAGCUUUGAUGGCUCAUUACCAUGCCCAGCCUUCCCAAGGAACAGAACAAGAAAAAAUGGAUUAUGCCCUAAACAAUAAAAGGCGAGUCAUUCGCUUAGUUCUGCAGUGGGCUGCUUUGUAUGGAGAUAUCCUGCAAGAGGAGGAAGCAGCAAUGGCCUUUCUGGAGGAGUUUUAUGUAUCUGUAUCAGAUGAUACGAGAGUGAUUACAGCACUCAAAGACCAACUCCCUGAGCUAGAGAAGACCAUGAAACAAAUAUCAGAAGAAGCUAAAGCACCUCAGAAAAAGCACAAAGUUCUUUUGCAGCACUUUAACACGAGCGAUGAAAGGACACAAAAGCGCCAGCCCAUCAGGGGAAGUGAUGAACUUUUGUUCAAGGUGUACUGCAUAGAUCACACCUACACAACGAUCCGCAUUCCAGUGUUGUCUUCUGUUAAAGAAGUCAUCAGCGCUGUAGCUGACAAACUGGGCUCUGGAGAUGGCUUGAUAUUAGUAAAGAUGAGCUCAGGAGGAGAAAAGGUGGUGCUCAAAUCUAACGAUGUUUCGGUGUUUACAACGCUCAGUACUAAUGGACGUCUCUUUGCUUGUCCUCGAGACCAGUUUGACUCACUGACGCCACUACAGGAGCAAGAAGGCCCAUCUACCGGAACUAUGGGAACGUUUGAACUCAUGAGUUCCAAAGACCUAGCAUACCAAAUGACAAUUUAUGAGUGGGAGCUUUUCAACUGUGUGCAUGAGCUGGAACUGGUCUAUCACACCUUUGGAAGGCACAAUUUUAAAAAGACCACAGCAAAUUUGGAUUUGUUUUUACGAAGAUUUAAUGAAAUCCAGUUCUGGGUAGUCACAGAAAUUUGUCUGUGUUCCCAGCUCAGCAAACGUGUUCAGCUCUUAAAGAAGUUUAUUAAGAUAGCAGCCCACUGUAAGGAAUAUAAAAACCUGAAUUCUUUUUUUGCUUUAAUCAUGGGAUUAAGCAACGUCGCCGUGAGCCGCCUCACAAUGACGUGGGAGAAACUUCCAAGCAAGUUCAAGAAGAUCUAUGCUGAGUUUGAAAGCUUAAUGGACCCCUCAAGAAACCACAGGCCCUACAGACUCACAGUAGCUAAACUGGAACCUCCUGUUAUCCCCUUUAUGCCUUUACUCAUAAAAGACAUGACCUUUACUCAUGAAGGGAACAAGACAUUCAUCGAUAAUCUAGUGAACUUUGAAAAAAUGCGCAUGAUUUCAAACACUGUUAGGACAGUGAAAUUCUGCCGGAGCCAGCCUUUCAAUCCCGAUGCAUCUCUGGCGAAUAAGAACCAUCAGGAUGUCCGGAGUUAUGUGCGCCAAUUAAGUGUGAUUGACAACCAGAGGACUUUAUCACAGAUGUCACACCGGCUAGAACCACGACGUGCUUAAGCGUUUCAAGUGAUUACACCUCCCUUUUUUCUCUCUCCGGUACAAGGUCAUUUGUUAAGAACGCCAGCUCUUCUUGCUACUGCACUGCCACUACAAAUAUAAGCAACAACAGAUUCUAACAUCUUUGGUAAUUUACGCACAACGUACCUGCCAUCCCCAAGAAAUGACAGAGGAAUUUAGCUGCUGAAGAGGUCAUGCAGUGUAGCUUGGAGGUUGCUAAUGUCAUAUACUGUUAGUUAUUUCUAAAAUGUACUAAAAGUCUUGCACAGAAUAGAAAUCUUUAUUUAAAAUGAGAGAGAGAGAGAGAGAGAGAGAGAGAGAAGAAGAAGAAGAAGAAGAAGAAGAAGCCGCCACUAAACAGUGGUGGAAAGAGAACCUAAAACUUCUGCCAUUACCAAGGAAUAUAUAGGUGGGUUCUCUUAGCUAAUAAAAGAAAUUGCAGUAUUUUCUAAUCCAUUAUCAAAUUAAAGGCCAAAAUUCGCUAUUGAUUUUGCAUGUUCAGCUCACAUGAGCUUCAGUGGCAAAAAUAACUAAUGGCAGAAAACUGGUACAGUAAUAUACUACUAUGGCUUUAGUAUUCAGAGAAUAAUUAAAAGCCUUUCACUGCGAGAGAAGUAUAUUUUUAAAAAGACCGCUCUUAACCACAUUUGCCUUACAGCUGUAAAGCAUUGUGGCCACGUAAGUUAACCCUAGGACUGAUUGGGUCUCUAGUACUUAGGUACAUAUUUGUUUACAUUUCACUUCUUUUGGGUGUUUUUUUUUUUUCAACUGCCAAUCAGGAUUUUACAGAAUGCCAGGACAAAGAUAAUGAGAUUUUGGGGUGGGGGGAAUAGCAGCAAAAAACACCAACUUCUUCAAAAAGAGCACAAUAUGCACAAUUUAUUUCAAGGUAAUGUUUUCCUGGACGCUGAAAUUUUCAACAUCAGCCACACUUUGGGCUGAUUAGGUCAUAUUUUCUGGACUUUAAACUUUACAAAAUAUCUUCUAAUUUUCAGGAAUCGUUUUGCACUUUUAAGUAGGCAGUAUACAGAAAUGUUAAUUCAUUGUGAUAGUUAUUUAUUUCUUUAUGUAUUAGUUGAGUCUUAAUAAUUAUUUUUAUCUAUUUUUUAUUUAGCAUGUAAUUGAAGAACAGUUUGGUCUUUGUACUUGGUCUAGAUUUCCUGCUAACAAGGAGUGUCUUGUACGUUUCAUGUAAAUAAAGCGCACUGUCUUCAUUAAA
This is a messenger RNA of Elgaria multicarinata webbii, 4386 nucleotides long. It is a transcript of the gene RAPGEF4, whose product is annotated as Rap guanine nucleotide exchange factor 4. The transcript has 31 exons. Lineage: Eukaryota; Metazoa; Chordata; Lepidosauria; Squamata; Anguidae. Gene Ontology annotation, cellular component: plasma membrane. Bases 84 to 3167 code for a protein of 1027 amino acids. Gene Ontology annotation, molecular function: guanyl-nucleotide exchange factor activity. Gene Ontology annotation, biological process: positive regulation of GTPase activity; Ras protein signal transduction. The record is from RefSeq and is a predicted model, not a curated record.